Messenger RNA from Populus nigra (black poplar), 786 nucleotides. RefSeq names its product non-specific lipid transfer protein GPI-anchored 5-like. Lineage: Eukaryota; Viridiplantae; Streptophyta; Magnoliopsida; Malpighiales; Salicaceae. The record is from RefSeq and is a predicted model, not a curated record. Gene Ontology annotation, biological process: lipid transport. Gene Ontology annotation, molecular function: lipid binding. The coding region runs from base 94 to 594 and encodes 166 amino acids. The transcript is spliced from 3 exons.
CACAGCCUUUUCAUUCCCUACAAGCCACAAAAACCUUUCUUCAUUCUAUAUCUCUCAACCAUUGUUGCCAGGAAUUUCUAUAGAAUUGACCCAAUGGCAGUUAGAAGGAUGGAGGUUAUGCUUACUAUAGCCUUUAUAGCAACUUUGUGGGCAGGAGCCACGGCACAAUCAUCUUGUACCAGUGUGAUCAUAAGCAUGUCCCCAUGUUUGAACUACAUAACAGGAAACUCAUCGACCCCGUCUUCAUCAUGCUGUACACAGCUAGCUAAUGUUGUCAAGUCGCAGCCUCAAUGUCUAUGUGAGGUCGUUAAUGGCGGUGCCUCCUCACUUGGAAUCAAUGUUAAUCAGACUCAGGCUCUGGCCCUCCCUAGUGCUUGCAAUGUCCAAACUCCCUCUAUUAGCCGCUGUAAUGCCUCUUCGCCCACAGAUUCUCCAGCAGGAACACCAAAUUCUCCUUCUGCAGGAACAGGAUCUAAGACAGUGCCAUCAACAGAUAAUGGAACAUCAGAUGCAAACUCUACAAAGUUGACAAUGUCUCUGCUCUUCUUCUUACUCUUCAUCACAUCACAAGCUUCGACCCUCGGCACCAUAUAAUAUAAGCUCCAUCUACUUGAAAUUCUGUUGAGUCUUUUGCUACCGCAGCACAUUAGUACUGUUGACGCAACAGAGGAGUCCAAAUCUUCCCUUUUCUUUUGGUAACAUGAUUCUUUAUUUUGGGAUACUAUGUGGACUUAGAUUUGUAUACUCCUCUAUUUCCAAUAAAUAAAAUAUUCUUGGUUUUCCGCA